AUGGAAGACUUCCGAGACUGCCUCGCCGACUGCGGCUUGGCGGAUCUUGGAUUCUCGGGAUACCCAUUCACAUGGGAUAAUAAACGGGAUGGUCAAGAUAAUAUUCAGGUGCGGCUUGAUCGAGCUACAUGCAAUGAUGGUUUUCUGUCCACAUUCCCGGAGACGACGGUCGAACAUAUAUUGACGGAGGAGUCGGACCACCAAGCUCUCCUGGUGCAUGCAGUGGAGACGGCUCCACAGUAUGGUCAGGGAGCGGAUAUACCUUUUCGUUAUGAGGAGGCUUGGACUCGCCACGAGAAAUAUGAUGAGAUGGUGACUCAAGUCUGGGAAGCUGCGAGUCAGAUGGAUCCCAGGGUGCCGAGGCUAUUUUACAGAAUAUUGCUCAGCUUGUCACUCCUGAGAUGA
This is a messenger RNA of Aegilops tauschii subsp. strangulata, 405 nucleotides long. RefSeq lists its product as uncharacterized. The record is from RefSeq and is a predicted model, not a curated record. NCBI's taxonomy places the organism in Eukaryota, Viridiplantae, Streptophyta, Magnoliopsida, Poales, Poaceae.